This is a messenger RNA of Fukomys damarensis (Damara mole-rat), 2583 nucleotides long. RefSeq names its product complement C1r (gene C1r). The transcript has 11 exons. Gene Ontology annotation, biological process: zymogen activation; complement activation. Gene Ontology annotation, cellular component: blood microparticle; extracellular region. The coding region runs from base 153 to 2279 and encodes 708 amino acids. NCBI's taxonomy places the organism in Eukaryota, Metazoa, Chordata, Mammalia, Rodentia, Bathyergidae. Gene Ontology annotation, molecular function: serine-type endopeptidase activity; calcium ion binding. The record is from RefSeq and is a predicted model, not a curated record.
CAAAUAGUUAAUUCCCUGCAGCAUUCCUCCGGGAAUGGUCUCCCCUCCACCACCACAGUCAUCCCUCCCCUUCCCUGCUCUCUCCCUCAACACUCUGUGCAUGAAGACGCUGUCAAGAGAGCUGAGUCCCCAAGGACAAGCAGGCCUGGGAAAUGUGGCUCUCUUUCCUCCUGGUGUCAGCCCUGCUCUGCGGGGUGGGAGGCUCCAUCCCCAUCCCUCAGAAGCUCUUUGGGGAGGUGACUUCCCCUCUGUACCCCAAACCUUACCCCAACAACUAUGAGACAACCACUAUCAUCACGGUGCCCCCCGGACACAGAGUGAAGCUCGUCUUCUGGCAGUUUGACGUGGAGCCUUCCGAAGGCUGUUUCUAUGACUACGUCAAGAUCUCCGCCGACAAGAAAAACCUUGGAAGGUUCUGUGGACAGCUGGGGUCCCCCCUGGGGAACCCCCCAGGGGAGAAGGAGUUCGUGUCCCAAGGGAACAAGAUGCUGCUGACCUUCCACACAGACUUCUCCAAUGAGGAGAACGGGACUGUCAUGUUCUACAGGGGCUUCCGGGCCUACUACCAGGCCGUGGACCUCGACGAAUGUGCCUCCCAGCGCAACUCCGUGGAAGAAGACUCCCAGCCCCGCUGCCAGCACCUCUGUCACAACUACGUGGGCGGCUACUUCUGUUCCUGCCGUGCAGGCUACGAGCUGCAGCAGGACAGGCAUUCCUGCCAGGCUGAGUGUAGCAGCGAGCUGUACACGGAGCCAUCGGGCUUCGUGGCCAGCCUGGAGUACCCCCAGCCGUACCCGCCGGACCUGCGCUGCAACUACAGCAUCCGGGUAGAGCGCGGCCUCACCCUCCACCUCAAGUUCCUGGAGCCUUUUGAAAUCGAUGACCACCAGCAAGUGCGCUGCCCCUAUGACCAGCUCCAGAUCUACGCCAACGGGAAGAACCUGGGCGAGUUCUGUGGGACGAACAGGCCUCCCGACCUGGACACCAGCAGCAACGCCGUGGAUCUGCUGUUCUUCUCUGAUGAGUCCGGGGACAGCCGGGGCUGGAAGCUGCACUACACCACAGAGAUCAUCAAGUGCCUGCAGCCCAAGGCCCUGGACGAGUUCACCAUCAUCCAGAACCCGCAGCCGCAGUACCAGUUCCGGGACUAUUUCAUUGUGACCUGCAAAGAAGGCUACCAGCUGGUGGAGGGGGACCAGGCGCUGCUGUCCUUCACAGCCGUCUGCCAGGAUGAUGGCACAUGGCACCGAGCCAUGCCCAGGUGCAAGAUCAGGGACUGUGGGCAGCCCCGGAGCCUGCCUAACGGGAACUUCCAGUACCUCACCACCGAGGGAGUGAACAUCUACGAGUCCCGCAUCCAGUACAGCUGCCGGGAGCCGUACUACAAGAUGAAGACCCGGGCCGGCAGCGGCAAGACCGAGCGAGGGCUGUUCACCUGCACCGCCCAGGGCAUCUGGAAGAACGGGCAGGAGGGGGAGAAGGUCCCGCGGUGUCUGCCAGUGUGCGGGAAGCCCGAGCACCCGGUGAAGCAGAAGCAGCGCAUCAUCGGCGGGCAGGCGGCCGAGCCGGGCAACUUCCCUUGGCAGGCGUACACCUACCUCUACGGCCCGGGCGGCGGGGCCCUGCUGGGGGACCGCUGGAUCCUCACCGCUGCCCACACCCUGCUCCCCAAGGACCACGGCACCCAGAGCAACAAGACCAUGGAGGUGUUCCUGGGCCACACCCAGGUGUACGAGCUCCGGAAACUGUCCAACCACCCGGUGCGCAGCGUCCGCAUCCACCCCGCCUACCGCCAGGACCAGUCCCACAACUUCGACGGCGACAUCGCCCUGCUGGAGCUGGAGCACCCCGUCCCCCUGGGCCCGCAGCUCCUCCCCAUCUGCCUCCCAGACAACGAGACCUUCUACGACCGCGGCCUCAUGGGCUACGUCAGCGGCUUCGGGAUCAUGGAGGAGCGGAUCUCCUUCAACCUCAGGUUCAUCCGGCUGCCCGUGGCUGAGCGGGAGGCCUGCGAGCGCUGGCUGCAGAGCAGGCACCGGGACGAGGUCUUUUCUCCAAACAUGUUCUGUGCCGGGGACCCGUUUGUCCGCCAGGACGCCUGCCAGGGGGACAGUGGGGGCGUCUACGCCGUGCGGGACUACACCAGCGACCGCUGGGUGGCCACGGGCAUCGUGUCCUGGGGCAUCGGGUGCGGCAACGGCUAUGGCUUCUACACCAAGUUGCUCAACUACGUGGACUGGAUCAAGAAAGAGAUGGGAGAGGAGGCAGAGGAGGACUGAGGGUCAAAACCCGGUGUCGAAAAGCAAAGUCUCCCGCCCAGCGGAUGACCACUAAGAACUCACUGAAAUCACCGUGCGGAAGGACGCUGUGUGAAGUAAACUCUCUUUUCUAUCCUCCGUCCACUUUGUCUACCCAAGAAGUGCCUUUCAUUCCUGUGAGGGUCGCAGAGGAUGUAGUUAUCAACUCCAGUUCUCCUUUUCCUGUUCUGUGCUUACACCGUUGCAAAUCUGAAUAAGCCCCAAAUAGAUGUCAUGAGAUUACAGUAUGUAAAAUAAAUCAAAAUAGUACUGAAUUAAGAUAAAA